Molecule: messenger RNA, 1093 nt
Organism: Striga asiatica
Lineage: Eukaryota; Viridiplantae; Streptophyta; Magnoliopsida; Lamiales; Orobanchaceae
Source: the annotation of a GenBank genome assembly
GUUGAAACGAAAUAGUUAGGUGGCAUGCAUAAAACUUUGUAUAAGUAUGUGCACGCUGAAGCUAUUUGGAAACAAGACAGGUUCUUAAUCUGCUUCGUUCAACUCAAAACUAAGCCACAAAAAUACUAAUUUCUGCAGAUUAUUAGUACAUUAUCCCCUUCGAUCACGAGGAUGAAAGAAAAGUUCUCAUGCACCAUUCUCCAGAGUGAAGCUCUUACCAAGUAUCUCUUGGAAACAAGCGCCUACCCUAGAGAGCAUCAACAACUCAAGGAAUUAAGGGAGGCAAGUGUUGAGAAAUACCAGCACCGGAGUGUUAUGAAUGUUCCUGCGGACGAAGCUCAAUUUCUGUCAAUGAUUUUGAAAGUGAUGAAUGCGAAGAAAACGAUAGAAGUCGGAGUUUUUACUGGUUACUCACUUUUGGCUACGGCUCUUGCUCUCCCUGUCGAUGCCAAAGUAAUAGCCAUUGAUCCUGAUCGAGAAGCUUACGAGACAGGACGGCCAUUUUUUGAAAAGGCUGGUGUCCAACAUAAAGUGCACUUCAUUGUUUCAGAUGCCACGUCAGCUAUGAAGAAAAUUCUUGAUAAUGGAGAAGAAGGAACAUUUGAUUUUGCAUUCGUUGAUGCUGACAAGGAGAGCUAUAUAAAGUACCACGAGGAGCUGUUGAAACUAGUGAGAGUUGGAGGAAUUAUAGGAUACGACAACACCCUAUGGUCCGGAACAGUGGCAUUGGAUGAUGAAGAGCUGAGCCAAGAGUGGAAGGACCGCAUUGGCAUUAAUCGGAUCCUCCUUAGGAAAUUCAAUGCUUUCUUGGCCUCCGAUUCAAGGAUUGAGUUGGCCCAUCUUUCCGUUGGAGAUGGCCUCUCACUCUGCAGGCGCAUCAAAUAGGAGCUUUUAAUUCAAAAUUAAAGUAAUUAAUUAUCACAAAUCAUAUCUCAAUCAAGUCGUUUGCGAACAUCAACUAUUUUCACUUAAUGUUUUCUUGUAUGUUCUUUUUUCCUUUUUCUGUGUCUAAUAUUAUUAUAUAAUGAUAAACGUUUUUCUACCAAGGAUAUUAGUGGGCAGCUCUACAACUCUCAAACAAAUUGAAAUUUAA